AUGAAGUGGCUUCUGCUUCUGGGCCUAGUGGCACUUUCUCAGUGCCUUGUGACCAAGGUGCCCCUGAGGAAGGGGAAAUCCCUGAGGCAAAGCCUUAAAGAACAUGGACUGCUGGAAAAAUUCCUUGAGAAACAUCCUUACAACUUGGGCUCAAAAUAUUUCCCCAGCCAAGCCAAUGCCAAUGCUGCUGAGCCCUUGGAGAAUUACAUGGAUAUUGAGUACAUUGGUACCAUCGAAAUUGGUACUCCACCACAGCAGUUCAUUGUCCUCUUUGACACUGGCUCCUCCAAUUUGUGGGUCCCCUCUGUGUACUGCUCUAGUCAAGCUUGCUCCAACCACAACCGCUUCAACCCUCAGCAAUCUUCCACCUACCAGGCCACUAGCCAGAGUGUCUCUGUCACAUAUGGCACUGGGAGCAUGACUGGAUUCCUGGCCUAUGACACUGUCCAGGUGGGAAGUAUUGAGGUUACCAACCAGAUCUUUGGCCUGAGUGAGACUGAGCCAGGAUCCUUCCUUUAUUACUCCCCCUUUGAUGGCAUCCUGGGUCUGGCUUAUCCAAGCAUCUCCUCCUCUGGAGCCACACCUGUUUUUGACAACAUGAUGAGUGAGGGCUUGGUGUCCCAAGAUCUCUUUUCUGUCUACCUGAGCUCUGAUGACCAGAGUGGGAGUUUUGUGAUGUUUGGUGGUAUUGACUCCUCUUACUAUUCUGGAAGCCUCAACUGGAUACCUCUGUCUUCUGAGACAUACUGGCAGAUUACUGUGGACAGCAUCACCAUGAAUGGCCAGGCGAUUGCUUGCUCUGGUGGCUGCCAAGCUAUUGUUGAUACCGGCACCUCCAUGUUGGCUGGUCCUGCUAAUGGCAUUUCUAACCUUCAGUACUACAUUGGUGCCAGCCAGUCCUCCAAUGGUGAGUACAUGGUCAGCUGCAGCUCCAUAAGCAGCCUGCCUAACAUCAUCUUCACCAUCAACGGCAUUGAGUUCCCUCUGCCCGCGAGUGCCUAUGUUAUCCAGAACCAACAAGGCUAUUGUACGAGUGGCUUUCAGAGCAUUGACAUCCCCACUGCCUCUGGUGAACUCUGGAUCCUUGGAGACGUCUUCAUCCGUCAGUACUACUGUGUCUUUGACAGAGCAAACAACCAGGUUGGCAUGGCCCCCGUGGCAUGA
Molecule: messenger RNA, 1164 nt
Organism: Eublepharis macularius
Lineage: Eukaryota; Metazoa; Chordata; Lepidosauria; Squamata; Eublepharidae
Product: pepsin A-like
Exons: 9
Coding region: 1-1164 (387 amino acids)
Biological process (GO): proteolysis
Molecular function (GO): aspartic-type endopeptidase activity
Source: RefSeq, a predicted model, not a curated record